CUGACAUUGGCCGUCCAUAUCUCGUCGUUUUAACCCCACCUGCAGGAUCCUGUUUAUUCCCAACCUUCCUUUGUAUGACCUCCUACUUCUAGUCACCCUACUCAUCCCAAUCCUACUUCAUCUCCCUCUCGUUCUCGUCUACCAUCCCUAGAACUUUGAUUGUCAUUUUUGCAUGUGAAGAUGUUCUUGCAUGUUUCUUGGUCGUUUUCAUAAUUCAUUGUAUUAAGUAAGAAUUGAAUUCAGAACCGGUUAAAGCUGAACUUUUUUUUUUGAAUUCAACGUGGACGACGUAGCAACUGAAGAUCACCAUGUAACAUAUUGAUUUUGAUCAUAGCAUUAGAUAUAAGACAGAAAAGUCGUUGUACAAGGACAUGCUUUAUACUUGUUAAAUUAUUUUACUUGAAGGACAACUUUGACUUUCUGCUGGUACUUCGCAAGAAAAUGUGGGCCUCUUCCUCCUCUUCCACUGGGAACGCGAACAAGACGUCCUAUCUGCAGUGGGCUUCGAAAAGUCUGUUCGGGAAUGUCCUCGUUGGCCAGUCUGAUGAUGAUGAAGAUGGGCAACAUGUUGAAGUUGAAGCUCCUGCAACAACAAGCAUGGCAACACUGGUAAAGAACAGCACAAAUCCUACCUCUGCAGGAGCUUCCAACUCCACCUCUACUACAUUUAAAAGUAGUGUGAGCACAAAGUCGAAAUCCUCGAUGAGUCCUGGCAAGCGGUACUAUCGCAGUGUGAAGAUACAAUGCGACCUAGAUGAAGCGUCUUCAGUCGAUGAAAGGGAAGACGAUAAUAUGUUUCCCACCUUGGAGAUAGGUGGAAAGGACGACAAGUCCUCUAGUGGAAAAGACACGAAGUCCUCUUUUUCAACAACGGAGAAAUUUCGCGUACAGCUGAUGAACGAGGAGUUGACGAGGCAUCAAAAAAGACUUCAACUCCAUUUGGCAAGGGAAGAAUUGGCACAAGUGAAAAAGGAGAUCGCAGCUUCUGGUGAAAGUAGCAGUGGAGGUACUCUUGGUGCCUCAUUAAAUCCCUUGAAGUGCCUGAUGGGAAGAGAUGACAAAGGUGGAAGUUCACCAACAGGAACAGGGUCAUCUGCUUCACCAGCAACGAAGUCUGCAACUGCGUCUUCGUCAACGACUAAGACCGCAAUGAGUAGUAAGGCUAAGCGAGCCUUAGAACUUGAGCAAGCAGUAAGUGCACUGAUAAAAGCGGGAGCUUCCGACUUUGAUAGUAGUUCCGGUGGAAAAGACGUAGAAGCAAACGAACAAACUAAAGCGGAGCAAAAGGCGGAACGACAAGCGGAGCGACUGCGUUAUUGGCGUGCCAAUCCUCUUUACUCCGCAAAAAAUUUGGUGAAGUACAACCGAUCGAAAUGCGACAUGUUGGGAAUCCAGAUGCUUUUGAUGUCAACACCAUCAGGAUCAUCCUCAUCGUCAAGCAGUGGUCGUCCUCGAAGUACAACAAAAGCAGGUCAUCAAGCCGGCGUUCAUCUACUUCCUCGUUUUUCAGAUGCCCGUUUAGCUGAAUUGGAUGCAUUGUACGAAAAAGAAAUAUUCUCUAGGAUCAUGAACUACGAAGAUGAUACUAGUACUUCCUCUGCUUCCUCUCCGUUUUUUUCUCCGUUAUCGAAAAUAGCAACUUUGGAUAGAGGCUGUGCCAAUUUGGAUCGAGGCUGGCUUCUUUUUUUCAACGCAUUUGGCGGCAAAUACAAUUGCCUACAUCGAUUCCAACAAGAUCUGCAAAAUGCAAAUACUUCUUCUAGAGAUGGGAAAACGGUACUAUAUUUUUUUUUGUUGAGGACCUAGAUUUUUUUUGUCCCUAGGUAGUUGUAGGUAUGAGUAUACUUGGACAGUUACAGUUUUUACUGUGCUCUCGUGACUCGUCCGCUACCGCUCCUUUGCGCUUCUUUGUGUUUGUUGGUUCAGCUUCCCGCUAUAAUCCCUUGAAGAGUUGUUUCAUCUAGAAGUACGACGGCUGUUAAACAAGAUACCCGCCUUCAUCUUCAUCUGAACCUACUUCCCCAGCUUUUUAUGCGGUUAUUGGUGACGAAGCGCUUCCGGGAAGACCAGGCAUUGGCGACAGCAAUUCAACUAGGCGAGGACUUCUUCAGUUCGGACUCGAGCGUCUUCCUCUAUGGCAAGGAGGCUAGCAGUAGUCUAGAAGACGCUGGAGCAACUGCUCUCGAUGCAGAAGGAACAGCAUCAAGUGGCGUACUAGAUGAACCAGAUACCAGUUCUGCUUCUUCUUCUGGUGCGAGAUUAUCAUGCAGUAGCCCUUCAGAUGUUCCCUUUUUAGCACCUUCUUCUUUAGACGAAAUAAUCUACUCAUCUUCAAGUAGAAGUAGUACAACUACCUUUCGCGGCUCUACAACUCCUGGAGGUGGAGCAGGAGGACGAGAAGGAGGUGGCACAACUUCAAGAACCUCGACGUCAACUGCACGAACUGGCACAAGCAAUGGAGUCCCACUUCCACCACCUGCAAUUUGGAAUGAAAAGCGUGCGGUUGAAGCAGCUUUUGGACAACUUGGAGGCGGUUCCAGCAACCUAAGUUCACAAGAUCAUGGCUCUCCCUCUCGUGAACAAGAUCAUGGCUCUUUGCCUUUCAGGAGUAAGAAGACGUUGAUCGUGCUCGAGGAAGAAGCUGUGCUGUCCUCGAAGGUGGAUAAGGGCCGCGUGGGAGGUGGCGAUGAGGAUGAUCAGGAUGAUCGAGAUGAAAAUGUCGAAAAAAAAGUGAAGAAAGUUUUGACUGCUGUGGAGCCUUGUGUGGUUGGUGUAUAUAACGACAGGCUGAAUCGAACACCGAUAAGACUAGAAGACGAUUACUUCCCGAACUCCUCUUUCUCGAGGAACUCCUCCUCUUCUAGUAAGGCAGAAGAGCAGCCGGAGGCGGAGCAGGAGGAAUCCGAUGGUAAUAGUCCGAUUAACCUUCUGGGUGAAAGUCCGAUUAAUCUUUUGGGAAUGAAGUCAAGAACAACAAGAACUUCAAGAACUUCUCAAGGAGACGCUUCCGGAGCAUCGCCAAACGAGAAGCUCCUAGCGCAUCAAAUAGUGAAGGAGAGAAGUCAGGAAGCCUUCUCAGAGAUGGGGAGAAAAGCUUUUGACUCCGUACGGCUUUUCGACACAAGUGAUGUGACGCCACCGAUAAGUAUCAGCGCCCCAAGGACGAGACUGCACGACACAGGCCGCGGGAGAACUACAGCAGCUAUUGUCAAAGUGUCCGACGCAGGAACCGACACGGUGCAAGACUACUUGCUAGAAAAACAUCCUUUCUGGCGUAGAUUCCUCCGAGCAGAUAGAAUAAACUACCUAAGUAGAGCCACCUCAGGAGGAGCUGGGUCAGGCGGUGAUGGAGAGGUAAAUCUUCUUGGACAAGAUGGUGGUGGAAAAAGUGGACCAAUAUUAACAUUGUCAUCAUGUAGCACAUCCGCCAGUGGUGCUGGAUCCUCUGCAGCGUCGUCUUCGGCGAACGAAGGUCCGACGACUGAGGAAGAAGAUGAAGAAUCUGGUUCUGGUCUGACACUGGAUUUGAGGAAUCUACCAAGUCUUUUCAGCAAGUCAAAGUCGACAAAGUCUAAGAGAACGAAUCCGAAAAGUAAGAGGACAUCAAGAGGAGCUUCUGGCACUCUUGCGGACAACGGCACUUCUACUUCUAGCGGAGGGCCUCCAACAGCAACCGAGAUUUUAGCGAAGUUUCUAGCAGAACGCAAUCCACCACCCUGGAGCAUAGGCGCGGAGAUUGAGCUUAGCAGGUCGUUGCUGAGACGCGUUAUGUCACAUCGAGAAAAACUAGCCUCUGUUUUCCUUGAAGUCGACGGACAUGGACACGGAGGAGCUAGUAGAAGAGGUAGUACGAGUAGUAGUAGUUGUUCUCCUUCAAAGACGACGAGCAAUCGAGCACCAGGUAGUCUUGCAGUGGCCAGCACUCCUUCUUCACCUACUACAGCUUCUACGUUAUUGAAUUUCCACCAUCUGCAAUCGAAUGACAUAUGUCACGUGGAAAGGGAUCUGGAAACGGGGAAUUUAAUCGCCAAAUCAACGAUGAAUGCCAAUGACAGGAGAUUGUUGUGGUUGUGGCAAGCGGAAACGGCUUUGGACAUGCAGAGGCAGAAGCUUGCGCAAGCAAUUCAUGCAGACGCCAAGCGGAAAGCAAAAGAAAAGCUAGAAAGACUACGACGAAACUUGACAGGUGGUAGAGGCAGAAACUCAAACUCUGCAUUUCGAAGUGAACCAGCGACACGGAAAGCCUCUCCUCGCUCUCCUUCACCUAGGAAUUCAUCAGGGCAGACGUUGAACAUUAGUGGUGUGACAAGAACAAGUAGGUUUGGCGGUGCUGCUUCAGCCUCUCCAUCUCCAGAUCGGAGACGGCUUUCGAAGAUCGAAGAAGGCAGUGACGUCGAUCAUAGCUCCUCAGAUGUUGUUCCUGAGAAGGACGAUGCAGUAGUUGCAGGAGAUAGUGCAGAUGGGAAGAGCAUUACUACAUCAACAGGAACGUCUUUUUGCUUAG
Amoebophrya sp. A25 is the source of this 4504-nucleotide messenger RNA. Lineage: Eukaryota; Dinophyceae; Syndiniales; Amoebophryaceae. The record is from the annotation of a GenBank genome assembly.